GGAGUUGGUCGUAUCGGAGCACACGGCAACUCGGCUGAUGAGCCAGGCAGCGGGAAGCAGUCCACGCCGGGGUUAAGUUGAUAAUGCAGAGGUGGUGGACACGCCAAAAGGAGCAGGACCGAGGAAGGGAAAUCACUGAGGUGGGCAAAGCACUGUGGCCUUACGGACUGACCUCCAGCCUACCCCUCAGAGAGGGAGAGAUUGAAAAACCUGAGGGAGGGAAAUACAUUUGAUUAUCUUGACUGAAUCACCCCGAGAAGAAUAUUCAUGGACUAGACAGACAAUGGAGUGAUACGCAAAAGCCAAAUGUCUAGGUCCCUUCAUUUUGGCAGACUGAUAAAACAAUAAACCCUAAGAUGACUCUGCACUCCUGAAAGCUGUCACUGUCAAUCAUCUACUUAACCCAGUCAAACCAUUCUGAUUAAGAAACAGAGACGUGGAUAAGAUCCAAACUGUUGCAAUGUCUCCACCCUGGUUAAGUGGACUUAGAUGGACCACGUGUUAUGGUUCAUGUUCCCUGCUGGUUCUUCUCACUGUUUUUCUGGCCACAUUGGCAGCAAGACCCAAAGGACCAGGCCAUGUGCAUCUAAACUCCAUCCGCAUUGAUGGAGACAUUACUCUGGGAGGACUAUUUCCGGUUCAUGCACGAGGCCAUGGAGGAAAGCCCUGUGGGGAGCUAAAGAAAGAGAAGGGAAUUCAUCGUCUGGAGGCCAUGCUCUUUGCUCUGGACCGCAUCAACAAUGACCAUGAGCUGCUCCCCAACAUUACUCUGGGGGCCCGCAUUCUGGACACCUGCUCGCGGGACACUCACGCUCUGGAGCAGUCUCUCACUUUUGUCCAGGCGCUGAUAGAGAAGGAUGGAACGGAUGUCAAAUGUCCAGAUGGUGGAACACCAAUGAUCACCAAGCCUGAGAGAGUUGUAGGCGUCAUCGGUGCUUCCUCCAGCUCUGUGUCUAUCAUGGUGGCUAACAUCCUCCGUUUGUUUAAGAUCCCCCAGGUGAGCUACGCUUCAACAGCACCAGAGUUGAGUGACAACACACGGUAUGAUUUCUUCUCUCGAGUGGUUCCUCCAGACACCUACCAGGCCCAGGCCAUGGUGGACAUCGUACGCUUUAUGGGCUGGAACUACGUCUCCACUGUAGCCUCUGAGGGAAAUUAUGGGGAAAGUGGUGUUGACGCCUUCAUCCAGAAAUCCCGUGAGGAUGGAAAUGUGUGCAUCUCACAGACAGUUAAGAUCCCUCGUGAGCCAAGAGUAGGAGAGUUUGACAAGAUAAUCCGUAACCUGGGUGAAAACCCCAAUGCCAGGGUGGUUAUUAUUUUUGCGAAUGAAGACGAUAUAAGGCGACUCCUGCAGGCAGCAAAGAAAGCCAAUCAAACAGGCCAUUUCAUCUGGGUGGGAUCAGACAGCUGGGGCUCGAAGAUCUCUCCUGUGCUGCAUCAGGAGGAGAUGGCUGAGGGGGCGAUCACCAUCCUGCCCAAACGGCAGUCCAUCAAAGGGUUUGAUAAUUAUUUCAUCGGUCGAACUCUGGAGAACAACCGGAGGAAUGUCUGGUUUGCUGAAUUCUGGGAGAACAAUUUCAACUGCAAGCUCAACCGCCACGCCUUCAAGAAAGGGUCUGGCGUUAAGAAAUGCACAAAUCAAGAGCGGAUUGGGAAAGAGUCAGCAUAUGAGCAGGAGGGCAAGGUGAUGUUUGUGAUCAACGCUGUUUACGCCAUGGCCCAUGCACUCCAUAACAUGCACAAAGACCUGUGUCCUGGCAAGGUGGGACUGUGCUCCAAAAUGGAUCCUGUUGAUGGAACCCUCCUGCUAAAGUACAUCCGCAAAGUCAACAUCACAGUCACAGCUGGCAAUCCAGUGCAGUUCAAUGAGAAUGGAGAUGCCCCGGGCCGUUAUGAUAUCUUCCAAUACCAGCUAGCUAACCAAACAGCUGAGUACAAAAUCAUUGGCAGCUGGACUGACAAGCUCAACCUUAACAUGUCGAUGGUGCAGUGGCCAGGUGGUGUACAGCAGGUGCCCUCCUCCACCUGCAGCCAACCCUGCAAGCCAGGCUGGCGCAAGAAGAUUGUGAAGGGCAUCCCUUGUUGCUGGCACUGCGAGCGCUGCGACGGCUACCAGUACCAGGCCGACGCGUUCACCUGCAAGACGUGUCGCUUUAACAAGCGGCCCAACAAGAACCACACGGAAUGCCUGCCAAUCCCCAUCAUCCAGCUGGAGUGGAGCUCACCUUGGGCGGUCAUACAGGUCCUCAUUGCUGUCCUUGGCAUAAUGGCCACCUUGUUUGUGGUGGUCACCUUCAUACGCUAUAAUGACACCCCGAUCGUAAAAGCAUCCGGACGGGAACUGAGUUAUGUCCUGUUGACAGGCAUCUUUCUGUGCUAUGCCACCACUUUCCUGAUGAUUGCCACUCCUAGCAUUGGGGUUUGUUCAUUCCGUCGCAUAUUCCUUGGCCUUGGAAUGAGUAUAAGCUACGCUGCAUUGCUAACCAAAACAAAUCGCAUUUACCGUAUUUUUGAGCAGGGGCAGGUGUCAGUGAGCGCCCCGAGGUUCAUCAGUCCAGCGUCCCAGUUGGUGAUCACUUUUAUCCUGAUCUCAGUCCAGCUCGUAGGGGUGUGUAUUUGGUUCGUGGUGGACCCUCCGCAAACCUUUAUUGACUACGAGGAUCAGCGCAUGUCUAACCCUGAGCUAGCGCGGGGUGUGCUCAAGUGUGACAUCUCAGACUUGUCGCUCAUUUGCUUGCUGGGGUACAGCAUGCUGCUGAUGGUCACAUGUACCAUCUACGCCAUAAAAACGCGCAGGGUGCCAGAAACCUUCAACGAGGCAAAGCCCAUCGGCUUCACCAUGUACACCACCUGCAUCAUCUGGCUGGCCUUCAUCACUAUCUUCUUCGGCACAUCACAGUCACUGGAAAAGAUGUACAUCCAGACAACCACUCUGACCGUCUCAGUCAGCCUGAGUGCCUCUGUGUCUCUGGGGUUGCUCUACAUGCCUAAAGUCUACGUAGUGCUCCUCCACCCUGAGCAGAAUGUGGCCAAGCGAAGCACUCGCAGCCUGAAAGCCGUGGUCACUGCUGCCACUAUGUCCAACAAGUUCAACCCCAAGGGCGGCCUGCGGCCCAAUGGAGAGGCCAAGACUGAGCUGUGCGAGAACCUGGAAACUCAAGGACUCAGCCCCAAACAGACCUACAUCAGCUACAGCAACCAUGCAACCUAACAAAGUGAAAAUGAGAAGAAAAA
Messenger RNA from Colossoma macropomum (tambaqui), 3234 nucleotides. RefSeq names its product metabotropic glutamate receptor 4-like. Gene Ontology annotation, cellular component: membrane. The transcript has 11 exons. The record is from RefSeq and is a predicted model, not a curated record. Gene Ontology annotation, biological process: G protein-coupled glutamate receptor signaling pathway; regulation of synaptic transmission, glutamatergic. Gene Ontology annotation, molecular function: adenylate cyclase inhibiting G protein-coupled glutamate receptor activity. NCBI's taxonomy places the organism in Eukaryota, Metazoa, Chordata, Actinopteri, Characiformes, Serrasalmidae. The coding region runs from base 461 to 3211 and encodes 916 amino acids.